GUCAAUCUGGUCGGAGUUUGUGAUUUUGCUAAGUGCUCCAAAAUGGUUUCCCUCAAAGCUUCCCGCGUGAUCGGCUACAGCUAUGCUGGAAUUUGCCUGGUAUGCUCGUUGCUGCUCAUCAUCAACUCGGGACACAUGGUGAAGGUGAACGACCGAUCAUCCGGACGCAGCACCGUCAGCGUUACAUGUGUGCUGACACUUGUUUUUUCACUGAUUUCGAUGGUCUUCAACAUUCUUUUAGUUUUUGGCUUGUUCAUGCAUCGAGCAAACUUUGUCAAGUAUUACCUUCGAUUUGUGACAACAGUCUACGCGUUCGUAUCGAUUGGGCUGUUCAUCGGUUGCAUCGUGGUGGGGAUCGUAAUUAGUGAUGACGUCAGAACAUCUUAUGUAGAAGAUUUGAGUAUAAGUCUGGUUGGUGCAACGGUUGGAUUUUGUAUUCUAAUUACUCUAGAAACUCUGUGGUACAUUCUGGUCGUAUGGAUCCUGAAGCGUGUGAUUGAAGUCAUUAGGCAUGAUGCUGCUCAGAUUGCUGCCGGAGAUGAUGGUGUUAUCAUUCCGGAUUUAAUUUAGAGAAUUUGAUAUGCAAUAGCAAUAAUGAAUAAAUUUCGAGGAAAUCUUUAUGAUGAACAUAAA
Culex quinquefasciatus (southern house mosquito) is the source of this 633-nucleotide messenger RNA. RefSeq lists its product as uncharacterized. The record is from RefSeq and is a predicted model, not a curated record. The transcript has 4 exons. The coding region runs from base 43 to 570 and encodes 175 amino acids. NCBI's taxonomy places the organism in Eukaryota, Metazoa, Arthropoda, Insecta, Diptera, Culicidae.